Heterobilharzia americana is the source of this 4817-nucleotide messenger RNA. The record is from the annotation of a GenBank genome assembly. Lineage: Eukaryota; Metazoa; Platyhelminthes; Trematoda; Strigeidida; Schistosomatidae.
GUGCAUUGUUAUUUUUAUAUUAUUGGUUUAAUUAUAGUCUAGCAUACUAGAUGAGCUAGAUUAGGUUCACAUAUAAAUGUCAGCAUUAUAGAGGUUAUCUAGUCUAGUUGUCUAUUUGACAAAAUGAUUAUCAGUUUUUCGAUAUUACUAUUCUUAACAGAUUGUGUGACCUAUUUGAUAUGUACCCCGGUUAAUCAAUUGAAUUUUACGACUACUUCUACUACUGUCCCACCUUUGACAACUACGACGAGUGUUCCACUUAUCACAACGUCAAAUACAAAUACAUCUGUUCCACUUCAUACAGUUUUACUGAAUACAACACCAUCUCCACUGAUAAUAACAAAUGAAAGUCAUCUGAACGAAACGAAUGCUUCUCUGACGAAUUCAUCUAGCACCAAAGGUCUUCAUCCUUCACAACUUUUAUCAAAAAAGGACUCAUCUCAACCGCAUGUUGUUAAAGGAAGAGUAAUAUUAGCAACAACACGUGAACAAGGCAGCAGUGUGUGGGGUUUAACUGCAGAGAAAGCUGAAGAAGCGUGUAAUCGUUUUGCAACUAAUCGUGAAAUUACUAAACCAAUUUCCACAUCUACUGAGACCAGCAAUAUGUCCUCUAAAGGAUAUCCUCAACCCACUGCCCUAUAUGAAGGUCAUUUACUAUCUGUUACAUCGAAUGAAGAGGUUGUACGCCUAAUCAAUCUUAUCGGUGUUGUGCCACCAGUGUCAUAUUGGACAGGUGGUAAAUUGGUGAGACGUAAACCUGAUCUGCUGCACAGUGAAAACAAUCCUAGAUGGAAAGUCAUCCUAACUUGGUCAGAUGGCCGGACAAGUCCAGCAAGUAUGUUAGGUAUAACCGAAGGGGAUGCGGAAAGUCUUGCUGAAGAUGUAGUGUACUGUUUAUCGUUGGAUAUUGCUAGACUUACUUGGCAGGCCCGAGACUGUCAACAUCGUUUACCUUAUGCAUGUUUAAUUACAGCCAGAAACAUUCCUAUGAGACCGAUGAAUGACAAUUCAUCAACAAUAGUCACAGAAUUAGCGAAAACAAAUUCUGCACCACUAUUUUCCACUCACAAUAACACUUCUAAUUCAUCUGAUCAGAAAACAGAACAUUCUCCUGUAAUGACAAACAGUUCGGUGAAGAAUAAUAGUCCCAUAAAUUAUCAGAUGAAUUCGUCGUUGUCAGGUUUACUGGAAGAAAAUACCGAGGCAAACACAUCUACUCCAGCAUAUCAAACCACAACUAUUGCUACAAAACAACUACGGAACCAUUCUGAUGAGAUAAACAAAACUAGUGCGAACCAAUCUCCACCACUAAAUCCAAUUGAAAACACUACUGCUGAAAAUGAAAAUCUCCAAAUUGAGCAAAUAGGCGACAACACUCAAUCUAAAAAUCUAAACAUGUCACUGAUGAACAUUGUUACUGCGGCUACUCCAAUAACUGGCAAUAUUGGUGAUAAUAAUAACACCCGAAGCAAAAUAAAUGAUUCUCAACUAGAAAGCACGUCAAUUGUUAAACAAAAUCAAAGCAUAGAACACAAAGCUGAAACUAAUGAUACACAAGACACGUCUCCUAUUCCCCAGCUUCCGAUAGCUGCCAGUGAUGAAGAAGAUGAUGAUGAUGAUGACGACGACGAUGAUGAUGAUGAUACAGAUGAAGAAGACUUCUCUAGUCGAAAAGAAUCAAAAAUGCGCGACGAAGAUGAUGAUCUCCAAAUGACAGAUUUGCAAGAGCAGUUUGAUCAUCUUGGCUAUCGAGGCAUCCGAAUCCCAUCUGCACUUAUGAAAAGAAAACUGUAUAGACCCAAUACAAAUAAACCGACAAGGCCAAAGAAAAAAACUUCAAAUGAUCAACACAGCCCCAGAAACGUAGGAAGUACAGCAAGAGAAAAGACAAUCCCACAAACUAAAGUGAAAUCCCCAACGACUGAAUCUCCAGUAAGUGGAACAACUAUACAGCCGACAACGACAGUUACAGAAUCCGAGGUGUUGACAACAACAGUCACAACGAUGCACGGUGGUGAGAGGUUGGAAAAGGAGUCAGGAGAGGAGUUGGUGGAAAGACAAGGUGAAUCAAAUGCAAACACAACUUCAGAAGACCAUCGUUCCGGAGUGCCAACAACUAGCGUGACUGAGCCUCAUCCUGUAGUGUUAACUAGUGAAACCACUGCUAGCAACGAGACACGAGAAGGAAGGAGAAGGAGGGCACUGGAUGGGUUACCAACUAGUUCAUCGGAUACUGAUGAGAACUCUACAACGACUGAAUCUCCAGUAAGUGGAACAACUAUACAGCCGACAACGACAGUUACAGAAUCCGAGGUGUUGACAACAACAGUCACAACGAUGCACGGUGGUGAGAGGUUGGAAAAGGAGUCAGGAGAGGAGUUGGUGGAAAGACAAGGUGAAUCAAAUGCAAACACAACUUCAGAAGACCAUCGUUCCGGAGUGCCAACAACUAGCGUGACUGAGCCUCAUCCUGUAGUGUUAACUAGUGAAACCACUGCUAGCAACGAGACACGAGAAGGAAGGAGAAGGAGGGCACUGGAUGGGUUACCAACUAGUUCAUCGGAUACUGAUGAGAACUCUACAACGACUGAAUCUCCAGUAAGUGGAACAACUAUACAGCCGACAACGACAGUUACAGAAUCCGAGGUGUUGACAACAACAGUCACAACGAUGCACGGUGGUGAGAGGUUGGAAAAGGAGUCAGGAGAGGAGUUGGUGGAAAGACAAGGUGAAUCAAAUGCAAACACAACUUCAGAAGACCAUCGUUCCGGAGUGCCAACAACUAGCGUGACUGAGCCUCAUCCUGUAGUGUUAACUAGUGAAACCACUGCUAGCAACGAGACACGAGAAGGAAGGAGAAGGAGGGCACUGGAUGGGUUACCAACUAGUUCAUCGGAUACUGAUGAGAACUCUACAACGACUGAAUCUCCAGUAAGUGGAACAACUAUACAGCCGACAACGACAGUUACAGAAUCCGAGGUGUUGACAACAACAGUCACAACGAUGCACGGUGGUGAGAGGUUGGAAAAGGAGUCAGGAGAGGAGUUGGUGGAAAGACAAGGUGAAUCAAAUGCAAACACAACUUCAGAAGACCAUCGUUCCGGAGUGCCAACAACUAGCGUGACUGAGCCUCAUCCUGUAGUGUUAACUAGUGAAACCACUGCUAGCAACGAGACACGAGAAGGAAGGAGAAGGAGGGCACUGGAUGGGUUACCAACUAGUUCAUCGGAUACUGAUGAGAACUCUACAACGACUGAAUCUCCAGUAAGUGGAACAACUAUACAGCCGACAACGACAGUUACAGAAUCCGAGGUGUUGACAACAACAGUCACAACGACGCACGGUGGUGAGUGGUCGGACAGGGAAUUAGGAGACCAGUUGGAUGGAGGUGGAUUUGGAUAAAUAUCUGUUUAGACUGGCGUUUUUGGUAGUUUUGUUUAUGAUGUUUGAAAUCUGUGAUGUUUUAUUCGCAGGGAAAUUAUUGUUGUUUUCUGUAAUAUUUGAUAUUUAUAUGAUGACAGUGACUUUUUUUAAUAGUAUGUUUUUUCUCGAAUUAACUUUUACAUAUGAUACCUAAUUUUUCUGAAGGCUUUAUUAUGAAUUUUGUUUCUCACGGGAGUGUGUGCGCAGGGCCAUUAUCUUUUGCGGAGUUAGAUAUUUAUUUAAUACUAUGUUUUCUAGAAAUGUAGUUAGGUAAUCAUUUUCGGCGUUAUUACAUUUUUGAUGAGUAAGAUAUAUUACUUAACUGAAUUCUUUUAUGAUAUAAUGUUUUAUUCACCAAGAUGGAAGGUCUAUGGGAUAAUGUUAGUAUUCUCAUAGUAUGCUGCGUCCCCAAUAAAUUUAAUCGGAUUUUUUUAUUUGGAUGAGCACGUUUUCUUCCUGAAGAUAGAUUUAAAGCACUUAAUGAAGUUAUGUUGUUAGGAUUUUGGUUGACCUAAAACGAUUUCCGUAGAGUUCUACUGUUGAAAACUAUCUUUUUCUAUGUCAGGAAUAGUGCAUAAUCACUUUUUUACAGACAGAUGUAUUAGUUUUGCAUAAAGUAUUACUAUGUUUGAAGUCUAUAAAUAUUUAAUACAAAUUAUAAAUAAUAUAUUCAUCCAUCUCAUUAUGCCUAAGCAUUUCUUGUUUUUAAACUCUACUUUCUUGAUGGAAUAGUCUAUGAUUUUGAUUUGUAGCUACAAACGAACAUGAUGUAGAUUAAGGCAGGAUACCCAAUAAGUGGUGGAAAUGUAGGCGGUUAAUAGAACUGUUUGAGUAAAUGUUUCGUUCUAUCAAAUUACUUCCUAAGCAGAUGCUUUUUUCUGGCUAAAUUGCAACGAAGGACCUUAACUAUAGGUAUUUUUCCUAUCCAUAAUUGGCUUUCAUUUGUCAAAUGAUCUCGAAAUCUGGGAAUUUUUCUCAUGUAGAAACGCUAAAGAGUCUUGAGUUCUUAGUAACGAUGAUGCUUAGUGUAAUGAAUAAAAUAUUGAUAAUGUAAUGCGAACUACUUUGACAAUGACUAGAUGUUUUAGCUUCUUAUUGCAUGACCUUAAAAUGUUUUCUUUACAGUCGUUACAAUUCCAUCGACUACACAUAGGUAGGUCAUCAAGGCGUCCAAAUCCUAAACAUAAGCCAAACAAAUCAACAAAAAUGGGGUUAAAUUUACUUCCAGUCUUUAUUGCAGAUGUUGAACGUUGGAAUGAAACAAGAGCAUUCUUGAUACACAGAAGUGAUAAUUAUCAACUUAUAUACCCAGGAAAUUCACGGGCAUAAUUGAAUCAUUGCACUUAGGAACUAUCAAACUACUUUUAUAAAUUAUUUAGGAAGUUAAUAUAUUG